AUGUUGAGUAUCCACCCUCAGACAAGCAUUUCAGAGUUAAUUCUUGUAUUCUUGUUUGUAGCAGAUGGCAGUAAUACAGAGGUUGACCAAGGACUCAAAGAUAAAGUGAUUCAACAGAUUCACCAGGCCUGUAGGGAUGUUGGCUUCUUUUACCUCACUGGCCACGGGGUUGAACAGUCAACCUUGGAUAAAAUUUUCACCGUUAUGAAGAGCUUUUUUGCUCUGCCACUAGAAACCAAAAAUACCAUAAAUAUUCACAACUGUGAGUUUUAUAGAGGCUAUAUUGAAACAAGUAAGUUCCACUAUAUGCACUAACCAUUUGACGUAGUUGGACUGAUAAUGGCUGAGCAAUUUAUGCUUAGGUGAUGUUUCAAAUCUUUUGAAAUUAUUGGUAAAGUAGAACCACAUUUUAUAGACAAUGCACUGUCGGUGAUAUGCCUGUACUUUUAAUGGGACACUUUUCAAGGGAAAGGACUUCCAGCAGGGAUAAUAGUGGGUAUUGGAAGUCACAUAUCACUUUAAAGCUGGCUGGCAGAUCAAUUUUCUGAUUUAGGUUUUGUACUUUCCAUGUACUUUUGUUGGCCGACAGCCUGAAGCAAGAGACAGUAAGUCUGCGCAUUUGGUGGUAGCAGCAAGUUGCUGUAAGGUAAAAGAAUGUAAUGAAAUGGAACUGCUAAAGUGUUUCUUUGGACUGAGUUGGCUAUCUAUCAAUAUCUGACUUGGAAACGAACCUUACAGCUCCAAAAAUGUUUUUGAGUUUGACUUUUUUUUUGAGAAAGUGUGAGAAAUCAGUUGCCAACUUGUGAGGACAUGAGAUAAGUUGUGAAAUUGUGAGACAAAGUCGUGAGACUUGGCAGGCCUGAUUUUUUUUUAAAAAAUUGAAAAUUGUUAUUAAUAUCAGCACAAUAAAAAACACUGGAAAAAAUUUAAAGCACUUCUGCCUCACCUUUUGUUUUUGUAUUAUUCUUAACAAAUAAUUUGUUAAUUAUUAUAGCUUGACAAUGCCCACUUUUUUUACUAUAUCUUCAGAAAGAAUUGAUUAUCAGGUUAUCAGGAAGAAAGUGUUUUCGAGAAAGUAACCAGUAAUAUUAUUUAGUAAUUUCUCAAUGCACUACGAGUUUAAUGUAAUAUUUAAUUUAUUUUAUUUUCAUGUUCAAGGAUCAGAAAGAACUCUGAACGUUGUUGAUAUCAGGGAAGGAUUCUAUUUUAGCCCAGACAUGGAAAACAACCAGGUUCCAGAUGAGAGGGAGCUGCCUGGUUUUGCUGAUGUUAUUGUAGCAUACUCAAAGCAACUGAAUCAGUUAGGGUAAGGUUAGAAUUAUAUUGCAACUGAACAACUUACACUACAUGUACAUAAAUUGUGUUCGUGCUUUCUCAAUUCAGAGGGCCAACAAUCUCGGAGCCCGGAACAGGCUAAUGAAUAAUUAGAAUAAUUUUAAUAUAUGUAUGCAGAUAAUCAAUCUUAAAUCCCGUUCUGGAUCAACAGAUUACUGAUGAUGAGAGCUUUAGCAAUUGGGCUUCAACUCCCAGAAAACUUCUUUGAUGAAAAGUUUUCUAAACCCACAUUUGAAACACUGGCCCUCAUGCAUUACCCUCCCCACCCUGCUGAGACAGACUCCUGGGGGGUAGGACCACAUACAGAUUAUGGCAUGUGUACCUUCCUAUUGCAAGAUGAUGUUGGUGGUUUGGAAGUAGAAAUAACAGAUGGAAAAUGGAUUGAAGCAAAGCCCAUACCAGGUACAUAGAAGACACUUUUUAUUUGUCAAGGUUAAAACAUCUUGUAAGAAAAUUUUACCAAGGGGUCUUGUUCAAUUCCUCCUGAGUUUUGGACAAAAUUGCAAAAAAAAAGUCACAAAAAGGGAGAGCUGCAAAUUUUAUACCUUAUAUUAAUAUAUGAAAACAAUAUGCCAAGUUUAUGGCCUGCGAAUGAGGUGGAGAGAAGCAGAGACUGGGAAAUUAUAAGUCUGGCAGCAUUUGCAUGCCUUUUUCGGCUCUUGUUUUGCCAAGUGAAACAAGAGCUGAAAAAGGCGUCUGCUCUUGCAGGCUAGAGUUGAUAAAUUCACUGUCAUAGUCAACGUAGAUAAAAUAAAGACUUUCAACUAACUUUCAGGUACAUUUGUGGUGAACCUGGGUGAUUGCCUGCAGGCCUGGACCAAAGGACUCUACCGGGCAACAAGGCAUCGCGUAAGACGGUCUAUCGACACAGACAGAUACUCAGUUCCAUUCUUCUUUAACCCUAAGGGAGAUUGCUUAAUAGAGCCCAUUGAGACUGAUGCAACAAAAAAUCUGACUAUCAUUACCAGGGUCAAGGGUGUGGACAUGCCAUUCCGGUAUGUUGAUCUUACAAGGUCACUGUUGCAAAAGAGCCAUGAUUGGAGUAAAGAUUCUCCAAGACCUGGGACAAAGUAGUAGAACAUGGAAAACCCAACAAUUGUCUUAUAAAGAAUGCAUGUACUCUCGUUAUAUGAUUUUCCUUGAAGGGUUACAUACCUGUAUCAAUCUUGUAUCCAAAGGCUGCAGGCAUUUUGGUCAGCAUGAAGAUGCCUAUCUAACAUGUUAUUACUGUGCUGUCAGAUAGCAAAAAAAACCCACCAGGCAUUAACCCGUAAACAAUUUGCUAGACAAAGAUUCUUUUGGAUUGAUUAGCUCUGCCAAACGUAUUCAUAAGCACUGGCAAAAAUACUUCAAUUUAAACCAUAAUAAAUUUAUGCCUAAAACAAAUCAAGAUAAGCUUCCAAAGUCAAAAGAGCAGAUAAUGCAUUGAAGUUGAUGUGGAGGUUAAAAAAAUGUAUCACUACUCUUUAAAGUUCAUCAAACAGUGACGUAGAUGAUGAAGAAGUCAUUAAGACUAGUAAAACACAGAAAAAUAUCUCUUUCUCAAGGUGUCUACCUAGAAUAGAGUUAGUUAUUAAAACACAGUAUAAAGGCCAACUCUUAGUGUCGGUUUUUAAUUACUAAGGUAUUCUUUCUGAAAAAAAGGCAAUUUAAAGGAUUAAAGAAAGACAGAGACGAAUUCUGAGAAAUUGUUCACCUUAUAGAGAGUCAACUGAAUCGAGUAAAGAAAAAUUCGAGGACUUUUCACAGACUUUCAAGGACACAUUUCCCAUUUUCAAGGACUUCAUUCAGUGCAAAGAAGGGCCUUAAGUCUAUGUCUUUUUUAGUCCUUCCACAACAUGAGUAAUUUCAUCCCAAAGUUCUUUCUAUGUACACUCCUUUUACUUUGGAGUUCUACCUAAACUAUAAAAUUAGCAUUGAAAUUCAAGGACUUUCAAGGUGCAUGCAAACCAAGUGGAAAGAUUUUACAGCAGUGGCCAUUGCAGGCGCUUUUUGGCUGCAGUUCACUCACCUUAAAUUUUCUACACUGAAAUGACACCGGUUUGAAACUUCAC
Porites lobata is the source of this 3389-nucleotide messenger RNA. NCBI's taxonomy places the organism in Eukaryota, Metazoa, Cnidaria, Anthozoa, Scleractinia, Poritidae. The record is from the annotation of a GenBank genome assembly.